AGAGAGGGUUCAACCCAAACUAAAACCCAGACUGUUAAAAACCACAGAGAAGGGAACAGAACAUUUCUCCGAUUGAAGAAGAAGAAGAAGAAGAUGGAGUCUGUAGUUCCACUACGGCGGUGCUUCUGCCUCAAUCCGCCGGAGCUACGUCACCGCAUCGUUAAUCAUACUCGCCUCCAUCUCCAUCUCUCUGUCUCCUCCUCCUCCAAUUCGUUCGCCGCAGGGAUAUUGCUUCUCUCAGAUAAGAAGAUUCGGUUUCUAUCUCCAGUCGCGAAGAAGGCUUCCUUGAAUCGCCUGAACUCGUCUAUGAUUGGUAACUCGGAUGAAGAGCUAGAGGAAGAAGAAGAUGAUGAUGAUGAUGAUGAUUGGGAGGCAGAGUUUCUUGGGGAGAUUGAUCCGUUGGAAGUUCAACCUCCAAAGAAGAGGAAGAAGCAAGCAAAGUCGAAGGCGCUUGAUGACACUGAAGGUAUGGAUUGGUGCGUGAGGGCAAGGAAAAUUGCACUUCAGUCCAUUGAGGCUAGAGGGUUGUCUUCUAGAAUGGCGGAGGUGGUGCCUCUCAAGAAUAAGAAGAAGAAGAAGAAGACAAAGAGCAAGAAAGAUAAGGUUAAAAGUAAAAGUGUUCCUGAAGAUGGUUUCGAUUCAGAUGAAGAAGAUUUGGAGUUUCUAGAGGAGGAUAAGAUGGGGGAACUGCGGAGGAGAGUUAGCUCAUUAGCUGGUGGAAUGUUUGAGGAAAAGAAAGAGAAGACGAGGGAGCAGUUAGUUCAGAGGCUAUCCCAGUUUUCAGGACCUUCUGAUCGUAUGAAGGAGAUCAACCUGAACAAAGCUAUAAUAGAAGCACAGACCGCUGAGGAGGUACUGGAAGUAACAACCGAGACAAUCAUGGCUGUUGCCAAAGGUUUAAGCCCGUCGCCGUUAUCUCCCUUAAACAUUGCUACUGCACUCCACCGGAUCGCCAAGAACAUGGAGAAAGUCUCGAUGAUGAGAACUCGUAGGCUUGCGUUUGCUCGGCAGAGAGAGAUGUCGAUGCUUGUUGCUCUUGCAAUGACAUGCUUACCAGAUUGUUCGGCUCAAGGCAUCUCGAACAUUGCUUGGGCGUUGUCCAAAAUCGGGGGUGAACUGCUUUAUUUGACGGAGAUGGAUAGAGUCGCAGAAGUUGCCACAUCUAAGGUUGGGGAGUUCAACUCUCAGAACGUUGCUAAUAUUGCAGGCGCUUUUGCUUCCAUGCGGCAUUCUGCUCCCGAACUCUUUGCUGAGUUGUCAGAGAGAGCAGCUGCUAUUAUCGUCACCUUCAAAGGCCAAGAGAUUGCUCAACUGUUGUGGUCAUUCGCCUCGCUUUAUGAGCCAGCUGGUCCUUUGGUUGAUUCUCUGGACAGUGCUUUCAAAGGCAGUGACCAGUUUAAGUGCUGCUUGACGAAAGAAACAUCAAACUAUGAUGAAGCAGCAGACGCUGAUGGAAGCGAUGGUGCUUCAGGAUCUCCAGCACUUAGCUUUAACAGGGACCAGCUUGGAAACAUAGCAUGGUCUUAUGCUGUUCUUGGGCAACUGGAGCGAUCUUUCUUUGCAAAUAUAUGGAAUAUCUUAACCACUUUGGAAGAGCAAAGGCUUUCUGAACAGUAUAGGGAAGAUGUCAUGUUUGCUUCUCAGGUGUAUCUCGUGAAUCAGUGCUUGAAGCUUGAGUAUCCCCACCUUGAGUUGUCACUAUGUCAUGAGCUCGAAGAAAAAAUUACCCGUGCAGGCAAAACCAAAAGGUUCAAUCAGAAAAUAACCUCAUCGUUUCAGAAAGAAGUUGGACGCCUUCUGAUAAGUACAGGGCUUGAUUGGGCUAAAGAACAUGAUGUGGAUGGCUACACUGUGGAUGUUGCUCUGGUCGAGAAGAAAGUCGCUUUAGAAAUCGACGGGCCAACUCAUUUCUCAAGAAACACAGGACUACCAUUAGGGCAUACAAUGCUGAAGCGGCGAUAUGUUACUGCUGCUGGAUGGAAGGUGAUAUCCUUGUCUCUUCAAGAGUGGGAAGAACAUGAAGGAAGUCAUGAACAGCUAGAUUACCUGAGGGAGAUUCUCAACGGCUGCUUAUAGAGAAGGCAUUAAUACGUAAGACAUUGGUUGUUUAUAGAAAAGGCUAAGCUUAUUGUAUCUGUUUGAUGACUUAAGAAAACAUAAUUAAAACCAUUUAAAUUAUACA
This is a messenger RNA of Raphanus sativus (radish), 2182 nucleotides long. Its product is annotated as RAP domain-containing protein, chloroplastic-like. The coding region runs from base 94 to 2076 and encodes 660 amino acids. Gene Ontology annotation, molecular function: RNA binding. Gene Ontology annotation, biological process: chloroplast rRNA processing; regulation of mitochondrial mRNA stability; mitochondrial RNA processing. The record is from RefSeq and is a predicted model, not a curated record. Gene Ontology annotation, cellular component: mitochondrial matrix; chloroplast; ribonucleoprotein granule. NCBI's taxonomy places the organism in Eukaryota, Viridiplantae, Streptophyta, Magnoliopsida, Brassicales, Brassicaceae. The transcript is spliced from 5 exons.